Messenger RNA from Eufriesea mexicana, 1173 nucleotides. RefSeq lists its product as uncharacterized. The transcript is spliced from 2 exons. NCBI's taxonomy places the organism in Eukaryota, Metazoa, Arthropoda, Insecta, Hymenoptera, Apidae. The record is from RefSeq and is a predicted model, not a curated record. Bases 1 to 1173 code for a protein of 390 amino acids. Gene Ontology annotation, molecular function: zinc ion binding; nucleic acid binding.
AUGGAGGAAAAACCAUCGGGUAAGCGCAGGGCGAGUGCCACCCCGGAUAAACCCCGCCCAGAGGACCAGAAAAGUAAGAAGGUGGAAGCCGAGGAAACACCGGCAAUUCAGCCAACGCGCACCGUUUCGGAGAUGGUGAAACGGGCCGCCGAAAUCGAAAAGAAGAUGCUGGCCUUCUGCCUCGACCCGGCAAAGAAGGCCGGGAAAGAGAACGCCGCAACGGUGAUGGAGAGCUUCCUCGAAAUGCGCAAGAUCGUGGAAGCCCUCACACUGAAGAAUAGCUUCCUCUGCGGCAAACUGGAGGAGAGACUCUCGUCGGUAGACGAAACGAAGGCAGCUUUAACCGGAGCCGUUUCCAGGACAAUGGAAGCGACAAAGCGCCUCGAGUCCGCGGCUAAGUGGGCCACAGCCUCGGCCGCCGGGAGCGGCCAAAUAUCAUACGCCGACAAACUGAAAGUGUCGAGCAAAGUUCUGCCGAAAUCAGCAAUAAUGCCACCGAAGAACGUGGUAAUUAUAACGCCGUCUUUGGAGGAUACAGAUAUCAGGACGAGCGAGGAGGCACGCGAAGCGGUCUUCACCUUGGUCAACCCAAAGAAGAGGGGCAUCCAGGUGAAGUCAGUACGCCGCGCACAAGGCAAUGGCAUAGCGGUAGAAACGACUACCGCAGAUGGUCUCAGAGCGUUCACGGAGAACGCAAAAUUGAAGAUUAUUGGCCUGAAGGCGAGGACGCCAACCAGAAGCAGACCGAGGAUGAUUAUAUACGACAUCCCGAGAGAACUGACGGAAAAGGAGAUCCGCGCUUGCUUGAGGAAGCAAAAUAAGGAAAAGCUGGGAGACGCGGAUGUGCAAGAUAUAAAAUUCUGCUUCCGUACAGGGAGAAAGGACAGCGAGAAGACAAACUGGCUCGUAGAGGACUUCAUCGCCGUCAGCCGCUGCUACAAGUGUCAAGGCUUCGGGCACGUGGCCAAGCACUGUAGGCAGAAGCACGACACCUGUGGUCACUGUGCCGAAACCGGGCAUGACACAAAAGCUUGCCCAACGAAGAAGAAUAACGCAGUCUGUGUAAACUGCAAGAGGAGCGGCAAGAAGAGCGAUCACGCAGCCUCCAGCGUGAAUUGCCCGUCCUAUAAAGCCGCACUGGAGAGGAGAGUCGAAAGAACCGUUUAUGAUUAA